UUUCCUUUCUUGCAGUUCGCUGGCGAGCGAAACAGCACGGGUUCGAAUGCUCUAUUUUGGACCGGGCAUAUCAAACACUCUUUCUGCUCUUCCAUAGCCCUCGCUUUUGCUUAUAUUCUUCAUCAUGAGGCUGUAACUCGGGAUUUCCUCGAGAUCAGUGUCUCCCAACAAUGACUCUCUUCAGAAGGAAGCCGGCUCAGAGGCCCAUGAUCUCCUGGCCCGUGGAUAGACCCUCAGUAAAUACGCAGAGUGCAUUUUCGCCAUAUCCGACUCUCUACUCGCCAAUCGCUUCGUCGCCAUCCGCGGACUUUUCAUUCGCUCAACGAUGGCCUUUGAAGGACGACGCGAUCGAUACUCCGGUUACGAGUACUGCACCACUUCAGAUCAAUGAGGAUGUCAGCAUUAUCUUGGGAGUCUAUCCUCCGCCGCCACCGCCACCACCGCCAAAGGACGAUAUCUUGGAGAGCCGAGUCGACCCAAACCACUUCGAGGAGCACCCUCUCGUAGAGUUGCCCGCAAUCGCUAGAGAAGAGGAACAUGCCGUGCCUAAUCCUCAGCAGCAUUCAGAGGACGUCGCAACAGAGAGUUGUCCGUCUCCUUCGUCAACAUAUCACGAUCUGGUCGCCACUACAUCAACCUACACACCACCUCUGCCUACUUACCAGGAAGAAGCCGACAUCUACCGAUACCUGUCCCGCUCACCGCCGCUGUAUAAGGAUGACGAGGAUGUCUAUGAGGACGUCUACGACAAUAUCUCACCUCUUCGUUCAACCCGAAGCUUUGCAAAUGAAGCCAUCAGACCACGGAGAUACAGCAGCGAGGACACCGAGCCCGUUUUACCUCUUCGUGUGAGCCAGCGAAAUCCCGAGGCCGACCUCCUCAAGCAGAUUUCACCGCUUCACUCGCACCCAGCCUGGAACGAGGAGCUGUUGGAAGAGGGCCCAUUUAUGGAAGCGGGCGAAGAUGAUGAAUACGACGACCUGUCUCCUUUGCCUCACGCUCUCUACUCUUCGUACAAUUCUUCGCCACUGUCGUGGCGCUCGAACAGGACUUCCGAUCUCACCAUGUCCACCAUCGCAACAAGCUAUUCGCACCAACGUCCUUCGGACGAUUUCCACUCGACUCUUAGCUUGCGAACACGAUCAAACAAGUCAUGCACAGACUACCAGUGUGACUUUGACUACGAGGAUUACUUUGAGAAGAUUCAGCAUGAAAUCGACAUUUCCGACGCCAGACCUGACGACGGCGUGCUCGCGCAGGCUGGGAAGAUCCCCAUAUUCGACUCUGAUGGGAAAGGCCGCCCCUUCUCGUCCAUCUAUUCCGGCGAUACUGCGAUCGGAGAGCAGCAGAUGGUCAUCUUCGUGCGGCACUUUUUCUGUGGCGCAUGCCAAGCAUACCUUAGGGCACUUUCAAAGGCCAUUCCGUUCGCCACGUACUUCUCGCUGCCCAAGCCCACAUCAAUCACCAUAAUUGGUCUUGGCUCGCCGGAGUUGAUCAACUCUUAUCGGAAACGCACAAACUGCCCGUUCCCGAUCUACUCGGAUCCGACCAAGCGACUGUACAAGGCGCUCGGGAUGAAAUGGGUACUGCGCCCGGGCAAGAAUCCACAGUACAUGAAAGGCAUAUCGAGCAAAGCAUGGGUCAUGAGUCAGGUCGAGGAAAUGAAUAGCAUCGACGAACGGCUCAAGUACCGAGGCGGGCAUAUGCUUUGGGUCGGAGGGGAAUUUCUCUUCAGACAGUCUGAAGUGGUCUGGUGCCAUCGAAUGAAAACGUACCGAGGACACUCCGAAGUCGAUGUCAUCAAAAAGGUCUUGGAAAUCGAUGAGCGUACAUGAUCAGGAGAAGAAAAAAGUUCUUCUUCUUGGAAACUCUUGACAUACAACUGCUAUUUGGGACGGAUAUAUGAUACCCCGGCACGGUUUUGUUUUGCACCACCUUUCUGCGCGUGCUCUUCACACUACUCAAGUUCAGCAAAAAUAAGAACCGGGCAGAACAAGAUCCGCUCGCGACGCUGGCGGAUCGAAACGGCUCAAAAUUUCUUUCCUGCUCAAUCGCCUGCCGCGACUUUCUCGUUAGUGCAGAUGCACGCAUUCUUAUUUGUCUUUUAUUUAUUUUUUUUUAUUUAUUUUCAAAAGAAGGAGCAUUAUUACGACAGGAUUUUUCCACAGAUUAGUUUGGAGAUGCUACGGCAGAUCGUUGGCUCACGAAGCAUACGAAGUUGGAACGAUGGCGAGCCUCCACGCAACAUACCAUGUACAUCUAGCGAAUUUCAUUGUCUCCACGAGAAAAAAGAGUAACAGACGGAUUAUGGCAUUCUGGGAGAGAGGGUAAUCGGCGCCUCCUCAAUUGUAUAGGGCACCGCCGACUGUUUCAUACGAU
Messenger RNA from Verruconis gallopava, 2379 nucleotides. RefSeq lists its product as uncharacterized. NCBI's taxonomy places the organism in Eukaryota, Fungi, Ascomycota, Dothideomycetes, Venturiales, Sympoventuriaceae. The coding region runs from base 171 to 1835 and encodes 554 amino acids. The record is from RefSeq and is a predicted model, not a curated record. The transcript is spliced from 2 exons.